Molecule: messenger RNA, 333 nt
Organism: Saccharomycopsis crataegensis
Lineage: Eukaryota; Fungi; Ascomycota; Saccharomycetes; Ascoideales; Saccharomycopsidaceae
Product: eS25 family ribosomal protein
Exons: 2
Coding region: 1-333 (110 amino acids)
Cellular component (GO): cytosolic small ribosomal subunit
Molecular function (GO): structural constituent of ribosome
Source: RefSeq, a predicted model, not a curated record
AUGACCAAUAUGCCACCAAAGAUUCAAUUGUCUAAAGCCGCUAAGGCUGCUGCCGCUAUGGCCGGUGGUAAGAAAUCCAAGAAGAAGUGGUCCAAGAAGUCUGUCAAGGACAGAGCUAAGCACUUGGUUGUCUUGGAUCAAGAAAAAUACGACCGUAUUUUGAAGGAAGUCCCAACCUACAGAUACGUUUCUGUUUCCGUUUUGGUUGACCGUCUUAAGAUUGGUGGUUCUAUGGCCAGAGUUGCUAUUGCUCAAUUGGAAAGAGAUGGUUUGAUCAAGAAGGUUUCCAAGCACUCCACUCAAUUGAUUUACACCAGAGCUACCGCUGAGUAA